Molecule: messenger RNA, 2736 nt
Organism: Effrenium voratum
Lineage: Eukaryota; Dinophyceae; Suessiales; Symbiodiniaceae
Source: the annotation of a GenBank genome assembly
AUGGAGCCGGAUAUGCUGCUGCCCCGGGGAUCGGUUGGCUGGGCGAUUGGCAGGUGGAACUGUACCGCGCUAUACACCACGACAGAGUGCACCGACUAUCCCAGCUACAACUGGCUGCCGAGCAGAGCCCUCUUGGUCGCGGGCUCUGCGGCGCUGCUCUACUUCCUCUUUGAGGGAGGGCCCUGCCACUGGACGCGCCUGGCGGAGACCUACUACCUGAUCGUGUGCCUCACCAUUUGCAGCCUGGCCUUGAUCCUGGCGCUGAACCGCAACCUGGACGGCCGGGCGCAGGUGGCCUUCGACAUCACCAGGCUGCUGGCGCUUCUGGUGGCCAUGAGAAUCUACGUGAGCGCGGUGAGCCUCACGAAUCUGAAGCCGUUUUACGCCGUGGGGGACCAGCGCCCCUUCGCAGCGGGCCAGAUGACCAUUUCGGACGACAAUAGUUUGAUGGCGCACCGCGUGGUGCAGCAGCUUGAGACGCAUUUGACGCACCUCAUCAUCCAGCGGGAGACAGGGAUUCUCCACCCCAAGGUCUUUCCCGUGGUACUACUCCCGCUGCUGUUUUUGCAGCAGGAGUGUAUCAGCUACUUUGGCAUCGCCUGGGCCUUGUACUGGCCCGUGAAGGCCACCUGGAUCAUCUUGGUGGCCUUCUGGAUGAUCGUGGAGAUCCCCCGCAUCACGCGGCGCCUCCACACCUUGGCGGAGGUGAAACAGCUGCUGACGCACCUCCUUCAGCACGGUGACCGGGAGCUGAUCCACGAGGUGUACCGCCGCGCCAACCUGGCGUCCCUGUUCCAGGCCACCACCUUCGAAGUCCACGAGCUCCUGGUGGAAGACGCCUUGAACCGAGGGCUUCUGGAUCCCUUCAGCAAAGCCAUGCUCAUCAAUGGCAUGCAGAAGUACGGGGUGAACAACCGACGCCUGGACUAUGUCCGAGAUUUGAUCAAAAGCUGCAAGAACUACGACCUCACGGUGCUGAAGAGCAUCUUAGACAGCACCGGGGAUUACAACAGCUUGCACAAGUUGGUGUACAACGAUAUUCGCUGCAAGCGAACCCGUGAGGAGGUCCUCUACCACAUCGCCCAGGAGGCGUCUGCGACGCGGAGCGGCUGGGGCCCAGUCGGCCUCAAGGUGGUGAGCGACAUUGACGACACGCUGUUGUGCAGUGGCGCCCGGUUCCCUGCAGGCUGCGAUUCAAGGAUCCCGCGGCACAUGGUGUACCCCGGCUGCCUGCAGCUCUUCAAGGAGCUCGACAGGAGCUGGAACGCCGACGAGCCCAGCUCCAACCUGGUCUUUCUGUCUGCACGACCCCACGUCUACAAGGACUUGUCCGAGAGCAAGAGCUUCCGGAAGUUCCAAGAGCUCUUCGCCACGGGCAAGCUGCAUUGCGUGCCGACGCUGCUGCCUGGAUCCCUGGCGCUGGGGAUCGAGGCGGUGAUCAAGGCGCUCUUCCUCGCGGCCCACGGCUGGAAAGAGGUGGGCCGAGGCAAGAAGAAGACCUUCGAGAUGUACAAGGCUCUCUACGGGGAGUACGACUUCAUCUUCUUCGGGGACAAUGGCCAGGGCGACCUCCUGGCCGGGCAGCUGAUGCAAGAGACGGACGAGAGCAGCGAGGGGCCUUCUGAAGAGGCCAGCGUCACAAGCAGUGAGGAAGCUUCGGCUUCCACAUCUUGGAGGUGCUGUUGCCGCAGGGCCGCGCCGCCUUCGAAGUGGGUGUGGAAGCGGGGGGAAGGACCGCGGCUGAAGGCUGUGAUGAUCCAUGAGGUGCUCCAUGACGAAGAUUGCCUCAGCUUGGAUCCACGGCCACACCCGCCGCACUGGAGGAGCCAGCUGGCGGACCAGGGUGUCCACCUCUUCACCAGCUACGCGUCGGCAGCACUUAAGCUGCACCGGGAUGGGCUGAUCACUUUGGGACAGCUGCGCUCGGUCACAGAGGCUGCCACCCUGGACUUCGACCAAGCCCGCCUGUUCUUCCCCGAAUGGCGGGAGCAGUGGGGCAGCAUGGAGGCCGUCCUGUCUCGAGACAUCAAAGGCAACUGCGGCAUGCUCAGGGCCGAGGGCGAGCCUCCUAGCGCUGUCUUCAAGAGCUGCCGGGACUUCUUCGUUCAGAACGCCCUGCGCUUGAGCCGGCGACAGAGCGUGCUGCUGGGAACUUGCCGGGAACUCUCCAGCUCUUUGAGUGACGGCAACGAGGUGGAUGAUGCCGAUGACGACUCCGAUGAGGACGAGGACUUCGGUGAGGACGGGGUGCGGGAGAUGGCCCGCGCCGCCACGGUGGCGGUGAUGAUGCAGCUGCCGCAGCCCAGGAUCAUGACGCGCAUCGGGUCGGCGUGGAAGGAGUUGCAGGCGCGCGACUGGCGCGUGAACGGCGGGCGGUUUGAAGGCCCCUUGCUCCUAGUCCUAGCUCUGCCGGUGGCUUUCAUGGGCGGAGAUCCCGGCACCCAGCGGACCAGCACUUACUCAGAGAGGUGGAAGGAGGACCCCAAUGACCCACGCUGGAAGGGCCGCAAGUUCGAGUGGUUCUUUACGGAGAAGGACGAGGAUCUGAAGCUCUCGAGCCUGCCGCGGCCGGGCUUUCUGCCCCCAGAGUUCUGGGAGGCAUUCUACGAGAAGGGCAUCUUCAUCGCAGUUUUCCAAGGGGCCACACUGAUCGGCGGCUUCAUUGUGAUUUUCCAAUUUGCCCCAUAUGUGAUCAACGGCAUCCUCUCAUCGAUUCUUGGCAUAGGGCCCAAGUGA